GAAUUGAAUUGUAGGAUUUUCCGUUAUUUUUGUGUUUUCAAUACAUAUCAUAUUAUUUAUUAUGAUUUUUGAUUUUGAAUCGUAAAUAUUACAUACAUUUUUUAUUCCUCUUUCACUUUUAAGUUUUAAGCUUUAUUCCCUAAAAACUGAAUGCACUACUCGUAAUUUAUUUAUUUCUAUCUAUAUUACAAUUACAAACAUUAAACAAUGGCUACCAAACAACAGAGCCAAAACGCCAUCACUCUUAAAGGGUCUGCGAAACUGGUUAUGGACUAUUUAAAUUUUGGAAUUAACAGUAUUCUUUUUCAACGAGGAAUUUACCCACCGGAAUCAUUCAAAACAGAAGAACAUUUUGGUCUAUCAAUUCUCGUGUCAACUGAUACUAAAAUUCAACAGUUCCUACAACCUGUUCUCAAUCAAAUGAAAGAUUGGUUGUUAGAACAAAAAAUUCAAAAAAUGUCAAUGGUUAUCUCCAAUGUUAACACCAAAGAAGUGAUGGAACGUUGGGAUUUCAAAUUGCAGUAUGAAGGAUCUGGCGAUUCCAAUCCAGACUCGGUUGGAAAUAAGGAGUUAUCAAUAAUCCAAAAAGAAAUUAGAGACGUAUUAAGGCAAAUUUGUUCUACUGUUAGUUUUUUACCUUUGCUUGAUUGUCCAUGUGCUUUUGACUUGCAAAUAUACACUAAACCUGAUGUAGAUGUACCACAAGAAUGGUCUGAAACUGCUCCUAGUUAUAUUGCUAAUUCUCAAGAGUUACAGUUAAGAUCAUUUUCUACUUCAUUGCAUAGAAUGGAUACUGUUGUUAGUUAUAAAGCAGACUUUUAAAAAGAAUGUCCAUCAAUAUGGUGAUCAAAUUAAUUAAGUUUUUUUUAUACCUAAUUUUUUUAUAUAAUUUAAUGGUAUUGUUUAUUUUACAAAUUUUGAGUUAAGUGAUGAUUGGUUUUUAUUUUUUAAAAACUAAUAUUUUUUAAUAAACCACUACUUUAGCUAAUCAUACGUUAAAUAAUAAUUGUUUUUGUUUAUUCCAAAACACUAUUACAUUAUUUUUUUUUAAUCACAAUAUUGUACAUUAUUUUAGAUUCUGAGCGAAGCGAGGAAUAUAUUGGUUUUACAAUGAUGUUUAUUUCUUUUUUACUCUGUAAACACUUUUCUCCCCCUAAACUUGCUCAAAAGUACAAGUGUAGCAUAUUUUCUGAAAGGUGAUGUUUUUGAACAGGUACUUUAGAGAGGUCAUUUUUCGAUUUUCGAAAUGAUACUCGAAAUAAAAACGGUUAAAGGAGAAAAAAUGUACAACUUCACGAUUAUGUAGAUAAUACAAAAUAAUAACGGCUUUGUUUAUUAACAUAGAAACGAAUAAAAUUAAAUAAAAAAGAUCCCCUCGUCUGCUCAGAAUCGUUUUUUAUCGAAUGCAAUCAUAUUGCAUUCAAAUCGAAUACCUACAGUAAAAUUACACUAUCCUAGACAAACAUCCACCACCGAAUUGUGCUGACUUUUUUACUUUAGUUUAAGUACCUCCUUAUUCUAUCCUAUAGUAUUAAAUAAUCAAUUUGUAUUUUAUUUUUAAUAAUAUUUUGUUAUUAUAUUUUUACUCUUUAAGUUGUAUACAUUAAUAGUAAAAAUAUAAUAGAGAUGUAUUAUUAUGUAUUUCUAAGAUAAGAACAUAUUGUUCAUUUGUUUUUAAUGUUUUUAUGUAAUAGUAUGCAUUACUAAUAUUAUUAAGUAUAAUAUUUUGUUACUAGACACAUGUGUUCCAGCAUAUUAGUACAAAAAAAAUUUAAUUUUUAUAUUAUACACAAUUUAUAAUAUGUAUAAUAUAGUAAUUGUUACAUGAUGUAUUAAUGUUGAUCAAUAUGGAUUUUAUAUAUUGAAAUCAUAUUAUUUUACACUAAUUUGAAUACUGUUUUUAAAAUUGAAAAUUGAUCCAUUAUGAUUUAUGAUAAGAAAAACAUUCAUAAUGUAUAUUAAAUAUAUUUUAUGGCUGCUUGGA
Messenger RNA from Aphis gossypii (cotton aphid), 1984 nucleotides. RefSeq names its product mitotic spindle assembly checkpoint protein MAD2A (gene mad2). The record is from RefSeq and is a predicted model, not a curated record. Lineage: Eukaryota; Metazoa; Arthropoda; Insecta; Hemiptera; Aphididae. The transcript is spliced from 3 exons. Gene Ontology annotation, cellular component: nucleoplasm; cytoplasm; kinetochore. Bases 208 to 822 code for a protein of 204 amino acids. Gene Ontology annotation, biological process: mitotic spindle assembly checkpoint signaling.